Molecule: messenger RNA, 12176 nt
Organism: Onychostoma macrolepis
Lineage: Eukaryota; Metazoa; Chordata; Actinopteri; Cypriniformes; Cyprinidae
Product: mucin-2-like
Exons: 51
Coding region: 4-10842 (3612 amino acids)
Cellular component (GO): extracellular matrix
Molecular function (GO): protein binding
Source: RefSeq, a predicted model, not a curated record
AGGAUGUCCCAGAUGUGGAUGCUGAGAUGGGUCGUCCUACUGGUGGGGUUACAGCUGAUACAAGCAGGCUUUAUGGAGGAUUAUGGAGUAAUGGGAGAUUCUAGUGAUUUGAUUAUGUGGCCAACAACAACAGCAACAUCAGGCUAUUUUGUUCCAGUUCAUGCCAGUAACCAUGUCAACAACAUCUGUAGCAUGUGGGGAAAAUUCCACUUCAAGACGUUCGAUGGGGACUUUUACCAGUUCCCAGGCACAUGCGAGUAUAACCUGGUGUCUGACUGCCAAAGCCUCAUUCGCCAGUUCUCAGUUUACGUGAAGAGAACAGAACACACUAGCAGCCCAAAGAUCACCAGAGUCCUGGUUACCAUCAAUGAUAUCACCUUCGAAAUUACCGCAAACCAGGUCAUAGUCAAUGGAGAAAAUAAAUCGUUGCCCGUGCAUGUCUCAGGGAUUCUUGUGGAAGAGAACACAAUUUACACGAGACUCCAUUCAAAAAUGGGCAUCACAGUCAUGUGGAACAAAGAGGAUGCAGUCAUGGUGGAGUUGGACUCCAAAUAUUCAAACCACACCUGUGGAUUGUGUGGCGAUUUCAAUGGGGCUCCAGUUUAUAAUGAGUUUAUUCAAUCAGAAUUAGGAUAUGAACGACAGGUAGGCUACAUUGAGUUUGGGAACAAGCACAAAGUUCCCAACCCAGUGGUGGACUGCAAAAAUCCCUCUGAAGAAGAUGAUGAGCAGAAUUUAGUAGACCAAUCUGAAAAACAUCGGGCAGAUUGUGAAGACCUUUUGAAAGAUGCAGACUGGCUCUCCUGUACCGAGAUUUUGAACCCUGAGCCAUAUAUCAAGGCCUGUAUGAAUGAUAUGUGCUUGUAUCAGCCUGAAGACACUGACAACUCCACGCUCUGUGCGACUUUGUCUGAAUAUUCACGUCAGUGUUCCCACGCUGGGGGAACUCCGCCAACCUGGAGAAGAGCUGACUUCUGCGCUGUGACGUGCCCAUACAAUAUGGUACAUUCUGAAAGUGGCUCUCCCUGUAUGGACACAUGCUCGCACAAAGACACAAACACACUGUGUGAGCAACACAACACCGACGGCUGCUUCUGCCCACCAGGAACUGUGUUUGAUGAAAUUGCAAACAUGGGCUGCAUCCCGGUGGAAGAGUGUCAGUGCAAGCAUGACCACAUCAUUUACAGCCCAGGAGAGGUUCUCAACACACGCAACGAGGAAUGUAUAUGUAAGGAGGGAAGCUGGAUCUGUGUGAGUAUUCCCAGCCCUGGCCUGUGCUCCAUAGAGGAAGGAUCUCACUUCACCACCUUUGACGGGAAAGAAUUCACUUUCCAUGGAGACUGCAACUAUGUGCUCUCAAAAGACUUAGAGUCAAAGUUCAUCAUACUGGGUCAGAUUGUUCCUUGUGUUACCCUUAAUACUGACACCUGCUUGAAAUCUAUAGAAGUGAUGUUUAACAAUGACAAAAACCAUCGUCUAGUGAUUAAAGCUGAUGGCACAGUUCAACACAAUGCAAUAAUUUCACUUCCUUACAUGACAGCUGACUUCAUGGUGUUCAUGCCAUCUUCGUUUCACAUCAUGCUUCAGACCACCUUUGGGCUGCAGGUGCAGAUACAACUGGUGCCUCUCAUGCAGGUGUACAUCACCGUAGACCAAAACUUCCAGGGCAAGACUUGUGGUCUUUGUGGAAAUUUUAAUGAAAUGCUGGCAGAUGAUCUGAAGACUCCUCAGGGAGUGGUGGAGGGUACAGCGGUUUCCUUUGCAAACGCCUGGAAGGCCCAGGCCAACUGCCCCGACCGUACCGAGAGACUAGACGACCCCUGUUCCUACAGCAGUGACAGCAAGUACUUCGCUGAGCACUGGUGUUCCCAGAUGAAGAAAAAGGAGAGCCUUUUUGUCCAAUGUCACGCCACUGUCAAUCCAGACAGCUACUACAAAAGAUGCAAAUACUCCAGCUGUACCUGUGAGAAGAGUGAGGAGUGUCUGUGUGCGGUGUUCUCCUCGUACGCCCGAGCCUGUGCAGCUAAAGGAAUAAUCCUCCAUGGCUGGAGAGAAAUCGUGUGUGACAAGUAUACAGAGAAUUGCCCGGCCUCGCAGAACUACUCCUAUGAGCUGCAGAGCUGUCAGCGUACCUGUCUGUCUCUCGCCUCUGAGCGCCAAAGCUGCAGCCUUGACUUUGUGCCCGUUGAUGGAUGCACAUGUCCGGAUGGACUCUACCAGGAUGAGAAUGGACUGUGUGUACCUAUGGAAAAAUGCCCAUGUUACAACAAUGGAGUAACAGUCCAACCUGGCACAUCUAUCAACAUUAAGAAUGAACACUGUGUUUGUGUGAAUGGAACAUUCCGCUGUCUGUCCUGGAAACUUCCAAUUGUGGAGUGUUCUCCUCCAAAGGUUUUCUUCAACUGCAGUACAGCACGUCCAGAUGAACAUGGAUUGUUGUGUGCACAGACUUGUUUGCAAAAGGAAAUUGAUUGUUUCUCGCAGGACUGUGAAUCUGGCUGCCAGUGUCCUGCAGGUCUACUUGAUGAUGGCAGAGGAAACUGUGUUAAACCUUAUGACUGUCCAUGUCCUCACAACGGACAGUUUUAUGCACCAGGGACUGAGAUAACCGUAGACUGCAAUAACUGCACUUGUCAACACGGAACAUGGACAUGCACAAAAAAUAUCUGUCCAGGCGUCUGCACAAUAUAUGGAAGUGGACAUUAUAAAACUUUUGAUCAGCAGAGAUUUGGCUUUAGGGGAGAGUGCAGUUAUAUAGCAGCUCAGGACAAAUGUGGUAAUAAGACAGGAAUUUUUCAUGUAAUCACUGAGAAUAUUCCUUGUGGAACAACAGGGACAACAUGCUCAAAGGCUGUUAUCAUCCUUUUGGGGAGAACUAAGCUAGAGCUUUAUGGUGGGACUGUAACAGCCUUUGACACUGAAAGUGGCCCACAGAUCAAUUACAAUAUGGAAAAAAUUGGGAUGUACCUUGUAAUUGAUGCUGACAUCGGAUUGACGAUUUUGUGGGACCGCAAAACAACUGUCCGCAUCAUUCUGCAACCUCAACACAUGGGAGGCGUUUGUGGACUAUGUGGAAAUUUCAAUGGGAAUGGAAAAGAUGACUUCACUACUCAAGGCAGUUUGCAAACCACAGAUAUAAUGGAGUUUGUCGACAGCUGGAAAGUGUUAGGCACCUGCCCUGAUGCUGCACCAGACUUUGACCCAUGCUUUAAGAACCUUGAACGAGAGCCAUGGGCAAAACUACAAUGUAGCAUCGUAAAGGACCCUGCAGGGGCAUUCAAACAUUGCCAUAACAAGGUGGAUCCAAACCCAUAUUAUGAGAACUGUGUAAAGGACUCAUGUGCAUGUGACACAGGUGGAGAUUGUGAGUGCUUCUGUACAGCUGUUGCAGCUUAUGCUCAAGCCUGCAUUGAGGCAGGUGUUUGUGUGGACUGGAGAACCCCAGAGAUGUGCCCUGUGUACUGUGACUACUACAAUAAACCAGAAAGAUGCACAUGGCAUUAUAAUCCUUGUGGUCUACCUUGCUACAAAACCUGUCGCAAACCUCUUGGGAUCUGCAAUAACGCUUUACCCAACCUGGAAGGAUGUUAUCCAAAAUGUCCAAAGGACAAACCCAUUUUUGAUGAGCAAAAUCAGGUCUGUGUGAAGGAGUGUAUUCCCACAUGCUAUGUCAAUGGAAUUGAGUACAAGCCUGAAGAGAGUAUACCAACUGAUAAGUCCUGUCAUGAGUGCAUCUGUAAAGAACAUGGCAAUAUACAAUGUUUUCAAACACCUGGGUGCUGUAAUUAUGGUGGAAAACAAUAUGGCCACAACGACACCAUUUACAACAUUAAGGAUGACAUGGGAAUGUGCUAUUAUGCAGUUUGUAUAAAUGCCACUGUGAUCACAUCACAGAAACCCUGCACAACACCACCUACUCCUACGCUACAUGUGUCAACAGAAACUCCACCUGUUACUAUUACAAGUACUAGCACAACACCUUCAACAUUUACAACCGCUUCCACUACUACAACUUCCACUACGCCACCUGAGUCAACAGAAACAUCAACUGUAACUAGUACAAGUACUAGCACAACACCUUCGACAUUUACAACCACCUCCACUACUACAACUACUCCUACACCACCUGUGUCAACAGAAACGCCACCUGUAACUAGUACGAGUACUAGCACAACACCUUCAACAUUUACAACCACUUCCACUACUACAACUACUCCUAUGCCACCUGAGUCAACAGAAACGCCCCCUGUAACUAGUACAAGUACUAGCACAACCCCUUCGACAUUUACAACCUCGUCCACUACUACAACUUCCACUACGCCACCUGAGUCAACAGAAACAUCACCUGUAAUUAGUACAAGUACUAGCACAACACCUUCGACAUUUACAACCACCUCCACUACUACAACUACUCCUACACCACCUGUGUCAACAGAAACGCCACCUGUAACUAGUACGAGUACUAGCACAACACCUUCAACAUUUACAACCACUUCCACUACUACAACUACUCCUAUGCCACCUGAGUCAACAGAAACGCCCCCUGUAACUAGUACAAGUACUAGCACAACACCUUCAACAUUUACAACCACUUCCACUACUACAACUUCCACUACGCCACCUGAGUCAACAGAAACAUCACCUGUAACUAGUACAAGUACUAGCACAACACCUUCGACAUUUACAACCACCUCCACUACUACAACUACUCCUAUGCCACCUGAGUCAACAGAAACGCCCCCUGUAACUAGUACAAGUACUAGCACAACACCUUCGACAUUUACAACCUCGUCCACUACUACAACUUCCACUACGCCACCUGAGUCAACAGAAACAUCACCUGUAAUUAGUACAAGUACUAGCACAACACCUUCGACAUUUACAACCACCUCCACUACUACAACUACUCCUACACCACCUGUGUCAACAGAACGCCACCUUACAAGUACUAGCACAACACCUUCAACAUUUACAACCACUUCCACUACUACAACUUCCACUACGCCACCUGAGUCAACAGAAACAUCACCUGUAACUAGUACAAGUACUAGCACAACACCUUCGACAUUUACAACCACCUCCACUACUACAACUACUCCUAUGCCACCUGAGUCAACAGAAACGCCCCCUGUAACUAGUACAAGUACUAGCACAACACCUUCGACAUUUACAACCUCCUCCACUACAGAUACUCCUAUGCCACCAACGGAAACGCCACCUGUAACUAGUACGAGUACUAGCACAACACCUUCAACAUUUACAACCACUUCCACUACUACAACUACUCCUAUGUCACCUGAGUCAACAGAAACGCCCCCUGUAACUAGUACGAGUACCACAACUACUCCUACACCACCUGAGUCAACAGAAACGCCACCUGUAACUAGUACAACUUCUAGCACAACACCAUCGACAUUUACAACCUCCUCCACUCCUACAACUACUCCUACGCCACCAACAGAAACACCACCUGUAACUAGUACGAGUACUAGCACAACACCUUCAACAUUUACAACCACUUACACAACUACAACUACUCCCACGCCACCUGAGUCAACAGAAACGCCCCCUGUAACUAGUACAAGUACUAGCACAACACCUUCGACAUUUACAACCUCGUCCACUACUACAACUACUCCUAUGCCACCUGAGUCAACAGAAACGCCACCUGUAACUAGUACAACUUCUAGCACAACACCUUCGACAUUUACAACCUCCUCCACUACAGCUACUCCUAUGCCACCAACAGAAACGCCACCUGUAACUAGUACGAGUACUAGCACAACACCUUCAACAUUUACAACCACUUCCACUACUACAACUACUCCUAUGCCACCUGAGUCAACAGAAACGCCCCCUGUAACUAGUACAAGUACUAGCACAACACCUUCGACAUUUACAACCUCGUCCACUACUACAACUACUCCUAUGCCACCUGAGUCAAUAGAAACGCCACCUGUGACUAGUACGAGUACCACAACUACUCCUACACCACCUGAGUCAACAGAAACGCCCCCUGUAACUAGUACAAGUACUAGCACAACACCUUCAACAUUUACAACCUCGUCCACUACUACAACUACUCCUACACCACCUGACUACUCCUAUGCCACCAACAGAACGCCACCUGUAACUAGUACGAGUACUAGCACAACACCUUCAACAUUUACAACCACUUCCACUACUACAACUACUCCUAUGCCACCUGAGUCAACAGAAACGCCCCCUGUAACUAGUACAAGUACUAGCACAACACCUUCGACAUUUACAACCUCGUCCACUACUACAACUACUCCUAUGCCACCUGAGUCAAUAGAAACGCCACCUGUGACUAGUACGAGUACCACAACUACUCCUACACCACCUGAGUCAACAGAAACGCCCCCUGUAACUAGUACAAGUACUAGCACAACACCUUCAACAUUUACAACCUCGUCCACUACUACAACUACUCCUACACCACCUGAGUCAACAGAAACGCCACCUGUAACUAGUACAACUUCUAGCACAACACCAUCGACAUUUAUAACCUCCUCCACUCCUACAACUACUCCUACGCCACCAACAGAAACGCCACCUGUAACUAGUACGAGUACUAGCACGACACCUUCAACAUUUACAACUACUCCCACGCCACCUGAGUCAACAGAAACGCCCCCUGUAACUAGUACAAGUACUAGCACAACACCUUCGACAUUUACAACCUCGUCCACUACUACAACUACUCCUAUGCCACCUGAGUCAACAGAAACGCCACCUGUAACUAGUACAACUUCUAGCACAACACCAUCGACAUUUACAACCUCCUCCACUCCUACAACUACUCCUCGCCACCAACAGAACGCCACCUGUAACUAUACAAGUACUAGCACAACACCUUCGACAUUUACAACCUCGUCCACUACUACAACUACUCCUACGCCACCUGGGUCAACAGAAACGCCCCCUGUAACUAGUACAAGUACUAGCACAACACCUUCAACAUUUACAACCACUUCCACUACUACAACUACUCCUACACCACCUGAGUCAACAGAAACGCCACCUGUAACUAGUACAACUUCUAGCACAACACCAUCGACAUUUAUAACCUCCUCCACUCCUACAACUACUCCUACGCCACCAACAGAAACGCCCCCUGUAACUAGUACGAGUACUAGCACGACACCUUCAACAUUUACAACUACUCCCACGCCACCUGAGUCAACAGAAACGCCCCCUGUAACUAGUACAAGUACUAGCACAACACCUUCGACAUUUACAACCUCGUCCACUACUACAACUACUCCUAUGCCACCUGAGUCAACAGAAACGCCACCUGUAACUAGUACAACUUCUAGCACAACACCAUCGACAUUUACAACCUCCUCCACUCCUACAACUACUCCUACGCCACCAACAGAAACGCCACCUGUAACUAGUACGAGUACUAGCACGACACCUUCAACAUUUACAACCACUUACACAACUACAACUACUCCCACGCCACCUGAGUCAACAGAAACGCCACCUGUAAUUAGUACAGGUACUAGCACAACACCUUCGACAUUUACAACCUCGUCCACCACAACUACUCCUAUGCCACCAACAGAAACGCCACCUGUAACUAGUACGAGUACUAGCACAACACCUUCAACAUUUACAACCACUUCCACUACUACAACUACUCCUAUGCCACCUGAGUCAACAGAAACGCCCCCUGUAACUAGUACAAGUACUAGCACAACACCUUCGACAUUUACAACCUCGUCCACUACUACAACUACUCCUACGCCACCUGGGUCAACAGAAACGCCCCCUGUAACUAGUACAAGUACUAGCACAACACCUUCGACAUUUACAACCACUUCCACUACUACAACUACUCCUAUGCCACCUGAGUCAACAGAACCGCCACCUGUGACUAGCACGAGUACUACAACUAUUCCUACGCCACCUGGGUCAACAGAAACGCCACCUGUAACAAGUACAAGCACAACACUUUCGACAUUUACAACUUCUUCCACUACUACAACUACUCCUACGCCACCUGUGUCAACAGAAACGCCACCUCUAACUAGUAUAAGAACUAGCACAACACCUUCAACAUUUACAAACACUUCCACUACUACAAAACGUCCCCCUUUGGAAUAUCCACAAACUGUUAAAACAACUGCUCCUACACCAUUUGCACCUACACCUAUAAGUACUCCACUAUGUUUUUGUGUAGUUCAAGGAAGACAAUAUAAGCCUGGAGAGUCAAUAUUGGAUCAGAAGCACAUUGGCUCAGGGAUUUGUCUGACCAUGAUCUGCUCCAUAAGCUGUGCAAUUCAGAACAGCACUGAGCCAUGUCCAUCACCUAGACCUCCUCCACAAUAUGACUGUCCUAAAUGGAACAAAAAUACUAACGAGACCUUCAGCAUAUCUGACUGCUCCAUGGCAAAGUGCAUAAAGGGAGACGUCAUCGAGAUUGUACCUUUGCAAUGUCCUCUGCUCCAGAACAUCACCUGUGAAAAUUAUCAGCCAACAGUGCUGGUCUAUGAUAAGUGCCAAUAUUGCCAGAAAUACGCCUGUGAUUGCUUUUGUCAAGGCUGGGGUAACUCACAUUACAUCACAUUUGAUGGACUCUUAUACAGUUAUCAAGGAAAGUGCACUUAUAUAUUAAUGGAGGAAAUUAGGCCUCGAUACCAUUUGAAGAUCUACAUUGAUAAUAGCUACUGUGACAUUGGUGAGCGUGCAUCUUGUCCCAGAUCUAUUUCUGUGUCUUACAGUGAUCAAGUAAUCACACUUAGGAAUCACGUUGGAGGUGCAGGUUUAGAGGCUCUGAAGGACAAUGUUAAGCUAACACUGCCAUAUGCUCACAAUGGUGUGAAAGUAAUAAGCUCAGGACUAGACGACUUGUUCCUGAGUAUUCCAGAGCUGAAUGUUGAUUUAACAUUCAGAGCCCUUGGCUUUAGCAUCAAUCUGCCAUUCCAGCAUUUUGGAAACAACACACAAGGCCACUGUGGAACAUGCAACAACAACCAGGCUGAUGACUGCAUGAUUCCUGGAGGGAUCUUGGUCAAUGACUGUGAAGUGAUGGCGGAUUACUGGCCAGCCAGUGGUGUGAAUGGCAAAAAUUGCCAACCAACUCCAAAAUUCCCAGUCUUGAAUAUAUCCCCACCCACACCAAAGACACCAUGCCGAGCCCAGUCUGAAUGCAACCUUCUCGAGAGCAAGCUGUUCGAAGCAUGUCAUUCCCACGUGCCCCCUAAAAACUUCUUUUUAGCUUGUCAGUUGGAUAGUUGUAAUACGAACAACCCCAUGGUGUGUGCCAGUCUUCAGAGCUAUGCAAGUGCUUGCUCCCAGGUCGGAGUCUGCAUACACUGGAGGAACUACACUAAACAUUGCAACAUUAAAUGUCCAGAAAAUAAAAUCUUUUUGCCUUGUGGUCCAUCUGAACCACCAGCGUGUAGAGAUGGGCCUAUGCAGAGCACCAAAACAGUGCCCACAGAAGGCUGUUUCUGCCCUGAGAACACAAUACUCUUCAACAAGGAGUCAGGAUUAUGUGUGCCAAAAUGUGGAUGCUUGGACCCAUCUGGGACACCACGUGAGUAUGAUGAGCAUUUUAGGUACAACUGUGAGGACUGUGUCUGUGAUAGGGCAAGCCAAUCAGUGUUCUGUAAGCCCAAGAAGUGUCCUGAUGUAAAUCCUGAGAUCUGCACUAAGCCUGGCUUUGUGCUGGUCAACAUCACCGAUCCCUCAGACCCAUGCUGCAGGAAACAAGUUUGCAAUUGUGCCAUUGACAUGUGCCCAAGUGGAUCAUGUACACAGGGGUCCUGCAUUUAUGAUGCACCAGACAAAACCAGACAUGUUCUCAAGGGUGGAGAGGAGUACAAGUACAAAUGUGAAACUGUUACAUGCCAUCAAAUGAAUGGCUCAUUUGUGAUUGAGAAGAGCAACAUGGAAUGUCCUUACUUGAGUUCAGAGGACUGUGGGCCUGGGUUUAAAUAUGAGAAAAAAGUCAGAGAGUGCUGUGGAACAUGUACACAAGUGGCCUGUAUUUAUGAUGCACCAGACAAAACCAGACAUGUUCUCAAGGAUGGAGAAGUUGACAGUUACAAAUGUGAAACUGUUACCUGUCAUAAAUAUAAUGGCUCGUUUGUGACAGAGAAAACCAAAACAGAAUGUCCUUACUUCAGUUCAUUUGAUUGUGGGCCUGGGUAUAAUUAUGUUCAAAAAGGAGAGUGCUGUGGAUCAUGUAGACAAGUGGCCUGUAUUUAUGAUGCACCAGACAAAACCAGACACGUUCUCGAGGAUGGGAAGGAGUACAAUUUUAAAUGUAUGAAUGCUACCUGUCUGAAAAGGAAUGGCAUGUUUAUGACAAUGGAGAGCUAUAAGCAAUGCCCGCCCUUUAAUCCAGAUGACUGUGUGCCUGGAACCGUGAGAUUUGACAAAGAUGGAUGCUGCCAGAUCUGUGAAACCAGCAACUGUGUUCUUGAGAAGAACGUCAUCCGUCUGCAGGUGAAAGAUUGCACUUCCAUCAAGGAUGUAGAAGUUACAUCCUGCACUGGCCACUGUGACGACGGAUCAAGGUAUUCGAUGGAAAAGAACAUCAUGAUGCACAACUGUUCUUGCUGCCAGGAGGAGAAAUUCAGCCAACGACAGGUGAUGCUGAAAUGUGCCAACAGCAGCGAAAUCCUUCAUAACUACAUUUAUGUUGAGAGCUGCAGAUGCACUCCUACCAAGUGUGAAGAAGACACUGAAAAAAAGAACCUUGUACAAUCCCUGGAACCCUACUGGCAACAUCCGAAUAUGAGACAAAAGAUAGCAAAACUGUACAAAGAUUACUAUUUGAGGGAACAAUUUAGUGGACAGCACUAAAAUUAUGGUAAAAUCUGUGCAUUUCAUUAACUGACAUAAUGCAAAUAUUCCACCUAAAGUAACACAAUCUAUUUUGUACCUGUGUAAUAUACUGAUAGCCACAAUAAUUAUACAGGUAACAGGCAAAAUGCGAUUUAUGGGAAUGUCAGUUUAUGGUUUUUCACUGUAAAUGAUAAAAAGACCAUAGUUUUCACGUACAUUUAAAAGUAUUUUACAGAUGAUCCAGUACAGUUUUUCGCUAUUUAUAGUAAAGGAACAUUAAUCAAUUACCAGGUUUUACCAUAUCAUUUUUAUACCCUUUUACUUUUAAAAAAUACAAUGUUAAAAACAGCAUAGAGCAUCUGUGGAUAAAAAGAUCCUGCUUGCCUUCUGUUGAUCUGUCACGCGAAGAAAGCAAAAAAUGUAAAAUAUAUAACCAAAAUUGACAAUGAUGAUUUAAACUGAUUGUUGUAGUGCAUUAAUGGCUUUUGUUUUCUCUUGUUUUUUGAUUGAUUUAGGGUUAUAGUUACGAUAAUCAAUGUAUUUAUUUCUUGAAGGGGCCGUUAAAAAAUAUUUAGACUUUUUAGUAAUGCAUGAUAUAAUGAUGUAUUUUUCCUUUCAAUGAAAUGAAUUAAAAUCACAAUAAAGCAUAAUAAUGAGCAUAAAUUACAGUCUCCUGGAUCAUCCCCCAGCCAGCCUACAUACAUUGAUACUACAAAGCAUUGGUGUAUUAACUGUGUGGAGAAACUCAUUUUGACUGUGCAUAUUUUAUGCGUCAGUAACAUCAUCCUCUGCAGUACCUACAUCUCACCAUAAGAGGUCACUGUACUCAACCUAAUGAAAGGUACAGUUUUCUUCAGUCAUUUUUGCAUAUUCUGUUGACACAGUUCUCUUGAAACAAAUCCUCGCAUGUUCUUAGUAUUACAGAAAAUCAUUGCAGUGUGUGGCAUGUAAUUCAACUGUCAUGUCCAAGAGCUGUGUAAUUAGGUACAUUAUUUCAAAAUAAACCCCUUUAAACUUUACAUUAUUACUUAAUUAACACAUUAUUGAUUUUUCAGGUAACAUUUAUUAAAGUACAACAAAACGUUGAUGUUUUGGUUCUCUAUUGAUUACAUAAAGACUUAGCACUUCCUUAACAUUUGUGUAGAUUUACGAAAAUUUAACACGACUCUUACUUCAAAAUCUCCAGCCAGAUAUUUUGAUCCAUAUCACAUUUCUCAAGCUUGUAAGUGUGAAUGCUGAAGUCAUACCAUCAGAAUCUCUGGAGGCUUCUUCUACUGCUUGAAAAAGACUCACUUUGUCCGAGGUCAUGCUUUAGUCAUGGAGACAACAUCCAUCCUCAAAAGCUCGAGCUA